Molecule: messenger RNA, 929 nt
Organism: Cylas formicarius (sweet potato weevil)
Lineage: Eukaryota; Metazoa; Arthropoda; Insecta; Coleoptera; Brentidae
Gene: Scp2
Product: calexcitin-1
Exons: 7
Coding region: 268-822 (184 amino acids)
Molecular function (GO): calcium ion binding
Source: RefSeq, a predicted model, not a curated record
CAGAUCGCGCGAUAUAAACCCGACGGGCGGCACGAACGGCCGCGCAAAAUACAAGCGUUCCCGCCGCGACAGCAUACACACACGGUUCUGUCCGCGCGUUUUCACCGCCGCACCGAACAGCGAAAGUUUCCGCCGUCAAACGCUCGACGAAAGUGAUCGCGUUAAAUUUUAAUUUCCUGUUCGCACGUCGAAACCCAUCGGAUUCGCGAGGAAGAUCGAAAGGCACGGAAACGAGUCGCGACGCAUCGGCUUAACCGGUUAGCGAACAUGCCCAUCUCAGACUUCAGGAAAAAGAAACUGCUCUACGUCUUCAACGUAUUCUUCGAUGUCAAUCAGAGCGGCACUAUCGAUAGGAAAGAUUUCGAAUUGGCCAUCGAGAAAAUAUGCUCGCUGAGAGGCUGGCCCCAGGGCAGCGAGCAAUACAAGAGGACCUUCGACAGCAUGAUCCAGAUCUGGGACGGUUUGAGACAAAGGGCCGAUUCAAACAAAGACGGGCAGGUGAGCGUCGAAGAAUGGGCGUCUAUGUGGGACGACUAUUCGAAAAGUCCCGAGAACGCGCUCGAGUGGCAGACGCAGUACCAACGUUUCAUGUUCGAUCUGGAGGACGCCAGCGGCGACGGCACCAUCGACAUUGACGAGUUCACGAGCGUGUGUUCGUGUUACGGCCUGGAGGCGAAGGAAUGCAGGGAGGCCUUCGUCAAAAUGUCGGGGGGCCAAAAGGAGGUGAACUUCGAGCAGUUCAAGCAGCUGUGGAAGCAGUUCUUCGUGUCGGAGAACCCGUCCGAGCCUGGCAACUUUAUCUUCGGCAAGACAAAAUUUUAAGACUCCUCCCCCGUGUCGUCCCGCGCACGCACACACAUAUCCUAUCGUCUACGUAGAAUGGCAUGUUGAAUGUGACCAUAAAAAAUAUAUAAGCGUUGGUGGCGGUG